Ostertagia ostertagi is the source of this 1434-nucleotide messenger RNA. The record is from the annotation of a GenBank genome assembly. NCBI's taxonomy places the organism in Eukaryota, Metazoa, Nematoda, Chromadorea, Rhabditida, Trichostrongylidae.
AUGGAAGAUAUAUGCGCCAUUGCACAAGCGGAAGAAGUGGAGCUGCUGCAGUCAAUGUAUUCAGAAGGUGAAUUGACUUUUGGACGCUCACCGUCGGAUCAUGAAGCGGUUCAACCUUCUAGUUUCACAGUACAAGUAGUUGUCGACGUCGAAGUGAUCGAAAUAGAAUUUCGCGUGCCGAAAGACUAUCCUUACAAGAACUUUCCAACAGUUUUCAUUAGAGGACACGGAGCAUUCAAUUACGACCGAAUAAACAGCGACCUUCGAGAUUGGAUUCAUCAACAGCAACUUGGUCUUCCUCUUGUUGCGGAGAUUAUUUCUUGGGUAAUCGAAAAUAAUGCCAAAUAUCGGACUACUCAAGGCGACAUGUCUGAUGGGCUAACCGAAUCUUGUGAGGAUAAUUUCUCAAAAGAGUUUGCACGAUACUACAUAUUGUCACACCAUCUCCGCUCUCCAAUCAAGAGGUCCAACAUAAUGCAGUUAGCGAAGGAACUCCAUCUGUGCGGUUUCUUCACACCUGGCAAGCCUGCCGUGAUCCUAGUUGAGGGAGAAACGUCGGCGUGUGAAGAGUUCUGGAAAAAUGUCAAGUCAUGGACAUGGAAGAAAAUUUCGUUGAGACAUUCAGAGAUGCUGCGUUCAGUCGAUGAUCGAAGGUUCACUGAAUUCGCUGAAAUUGCUCCGAAUCCUUCUGGGACUCCUAUGGGUAACGUCAAACGGCUACUAAUCGAUGCAAGACUUGAAGAUAAAUUCUCAUUGUUGUACGAUUCACUAACAAAUGGUGGACCUUCUCAUUCCCACACUGGUACCGUUGACGUAGUUGCCUUUAUCGAUAUUGAAAAAAUGGAGAAGACUGGUUUUUAUGAUUUUGUUGCCAUAUAUGUUCAGUCUGAAGCAGUUCUUAAGACUUUUUGUGCUGUUGCAUACAAAGCCGUAAAAGUUGGCGGGACUGUGGCCGUUCAUGCGUCAGGGAUUCCUGCACAAAUAAUCGGAAGAAGAGUUCGUGCAUCCGGCUUUGUCACUGAGGAAGGCGCAUCCGUUCAAGAUGGUGCAGUGGUUACUGGAACAAAGCCUUCGUUCGAUGGUGAAAGUGUGGCACUUAAUAUUCCUACUGCAAAGAAGUUAGCUGUGGACGACGAUGAUAUUGUAGACGAAAAUGAACUUCUCGAACCAGAGGACUUUGCGAAGCCAGUCGGGGACGAUCUUAAAGCAAGCUGCGGUGAAGCAGCUGAAGGAAAGAAAAGACGUGCUUGUAAGAAUUGCACAUGUGGGUUGGCGGAACAGGAGGAGACUGAGAAGAUGGCUCAACCUCGCAGCAAAGGUUGCGGUAAUUGUGCACUAGGUGAUGCGUUCCGUUGUGCAACAUGCCCAUAUUUGGGAAUGCCGCCAUUCAAACCAGGAGAAAAGAUUAAGCUGGAUACUGUCGACGAUUUUUGA